AUGUCUAUGCCUCUUAAAACUAAGCAAUAAAAAAAAACAUCAUGUUUAUGGUUAGAAUUAGGUCACACAAACAUUUCGAAAUAAUUUAAAAAUACAAGUGAAACAAAUUUACUACCGAUAUGACAAGAUAUUUUAGCUAGUUUAAUGGGCAAUUCGCAAACAAAGAGCACACAGCAGCGGAACAACAAAUCUACGCAUUCAAACCGUGACGGACAAGCCUUCUCAAGUCAGUUUAGCCUGUCCCAUUUCGUUGGUAACCUCAGUGGGCGCUCGCUGGUCAGCGUUACGAGUAACCAGUCCGUGUACAGCGCAUCGCGGCCUUGGUCUCGCGUUUCACGUCGAAGAUGGAAUGACUCAACCUUGACCAAUCCCCUUGAAGCGAGUAAGACAGCCUGGCCGGUGGCACAUAAAGAAUCAAUAUUCCUACCGGAAUUCCCCAUAUCCUCUGACCUGCUACAAAAAGAUUUUGAAAUAAAGGAGACAAUAGCCAAGGGUGCCUUUGGACAAGUGUACAAAGUAAACAAAGUUAGAGAAGACAAAGAUUACGCUUUGAAAGUUCUCAGCAAAUCACAGGUGCUCGGUGAUAAUGCAGUAAGGCAGGUGAAAGAAGAAGCGCGUAUCCAAAGUGCCUGUGGACACCAUUCCUUCAUCGCUGGGGCUGUGUCGCGCUGGCAGACUAAGAAAAGACUGUAUAUUGUUUCAGAAUUCAUUCCGUGCGGGGAGCUGCUAGCUUUGCUGGAUCGAUACAGGGUCUUCCCUGAGGAGCUCGUCAAGAUCUUCGUUGCCGAGAUUGCUGUAGCUAUAGAUUUCCUCCACAACGCCGGCGUAAUUUACCGCGACCUUAAACCAGAGAACAUCCUCCUUGAUAACGACUACCACAUCAAGCUCAUAGACUUCGGGCUCUCCAAGUGGCUGUCCAUAGGCUCCCGGACCACCACCCUCUGUGGCACCUUGCAGUAUAUGGCCCCCGAAAUACUGAGCCGAGAGGCUUACGGCCAUGCAGUGGACUGGUGGUCUUUGGGUGUCGUCGCCUGUCGAAUGCUGACUGGUCAAUUUCCAACGCCUGCGGUUGCGCGCAGAGCAACAAGCCAUACCGGUGCCACUGACGAUGAAAACGACGUCACAAAUCGAGAACAGCCUGCACCGGGCACGUUACCGCCUAACGCAGAACUGUCGAAGCCCGCCCGUGGCCUGCUGGUGCGUCUUCUUGAUCGCGACCCCCGGGUUCGCAUGAAGAGCUUGAGACAGUUGGAGCAGUCGGCAUUCUUCAUGGGGUACAAGUUCGACCAUGUGAAGACUAUGAAGGUGACUCCAAGAUCCAUUCUCGAACGUCAUUUUCCGGACGGACCUCCUGAUUGCACUGAAAAAAGAGAAGACGACAAUCUGCACUUCGAAAACUUUGAAUCGACUUAACUUUCCAGAAAGCUAAUCUGAAAUUCUUAAUCAUUCCAUUAAUUAGCGCUUCGAUACCUCAUUGUGAUUCCAAAUGACGAAUAUUAAUUUUAAAUAAUGCCU
Molecule: messenger RNA, 1515 nt
Organism: Cydia fagiglandana
Lineage: Eukaryota; Metazoa; Arthropoda; Insecta; Lepidoptera; Tortricidae
Gene: S6KL
Product: serine/threonine-protein kinase S6KL
Exons: 10
Coding region: 145-1413 (422 amino acids)
Biological process (GO): protein phosphorylation
Molecular function (GO): protein serine/threonine kinase activity; ATP binding
Source: RefSeq, a predicted model, not a curated record